AUGUUCAGACAUCAUCGAGAUGUUAGUAGUCAUCUUAUUCGUCAACAUGAUUUCAGAGAUGAUUAUUACAAGAUUCAAAAAUUGAUAAAUGAUAAAGUUCAAUUGAGUUUGAAAUAUGAACAGUUGAAAUCUCCAGAAAUUCAUUCAACUUUAAUGAAACCAAUAACUGACGAGAUAUUACGGGUAUCUGAACUAUCACUAUCUCCACCAGCAGCAUAUGUACAACAUGACAUUCAACCAGAGAUAUUAGGAUCCUCUUCAUUAGCAGUAACAGAAAGAAGAGAUUCACGAUUAGGAAGAGCAGCAGCAUAUACAGCUUUAGAUGCAGUUUCAACCAGAGCAAUUGAGGGGCCAAGACAAAAAGUCUCGCAUAAUGUUAUCUUCACAUUGUUGUUACUACGAUAUGAAUACUUGAUUCAACUGGAGAAUAACCUUGUCUGUUUUGAUUUACUAAUUACUAAAGCUACUGUUUGUGAGUUAUUGUCUAUUAGAAUGCUAAGAGAAUACAAAUCCUUGAAUCGAGUUAACAUGUUAUUUAUCAAACCAUUAUAUGAAGUAGACCGACAACAUAAUUUUAACACCCUUGAACUUUGUGUGUUAUGUAACGCUAAGAAAUUUCUUUCACAACCAAUCAUAGUUAGAAUAUUAGAAAGAUUUUAUAAUGGUGAGCUUAUAAAUAACGAGAGUAGUCAUAUCACUGGUUCUGGAAUCAGUUAUACUGACGAUGAAAAAGGAUUACUUGAACUUGACUGCGUUACAGAUUACCAAUUUAGAAGAAUAUCAUAUAAACAAAUAAUUAAACGGGCAAACACUGUGCCGAAAUAUCAAUCUAUUGUGAUAAAUUUCAAAUUGAUAAUGUUACUGAUCUUUUAUUUUCUGUUGAUUUUUGGCAACCCUAUGGGAAGUGGGUCUUUAUUUUGGGUCAUUGGUUUAAGUUUUAAUAUUGAAUUAAUUAUGAAAUUGUAUAAUAUAGAAUGGCAAUUUAUGAAAACUAUAAUUUGGAAUUAUAUUGAUUUUUGUUUGAUUUUCUUAAUCGACUUAUCAUUUGUUUUGAAGAUGGCCAAUACUCCCUAUUUUCCCGAUGUUUUCAGUUUAAUUGGAAUUAUAUUAUUUCCUCGAAUACUUUCGAUUUUUAAUAAUUAUAAAUUUUUUAAUUUAAUUGUAUUAUCAUUCAAUAAAAUGAUCUGGAACUUGGUUGGAUUGAUCUUUUUCUUUUUCACGUUGAUCAGUGGGUUUUAUUUCAGCUUUUUAACCCUAAGCAUUAACCAAGCCAAAGGCGAAAUAUUAUUCGAUAUGGUCAAAAUUUUUUUUGGAUUUACUCCCUCAGUAUGGAAUAAUUGGGAAAAUUAUAACACGUUGGGAAAAGUCACCCUAAUGGGUUAUUUAUUUUUAAUUCAGUUUAUUGUCGGCACGAUAUUGGCUAUUUGUUUGAGUGGUGUAUUUGCAAAGGUAAGAGAUAGCAAUCAAGAAGAGUUUAACUAUUUUAAAACAACCAAUUUAAUAUUAUAUUUUAAAAUGGCAAGGUUGAAUAAUCAGAAUAAUUGGACUAACAGUUUCUUGCAUAUUUUUAAAAUACCUAUUAUAUUUAUGCUAUUUGGAUAUGAACUAAUAAAAUCUAAAAGUUUCCACAAUCAACCUUCUUCAGAAUUAAAGAAUUUUACAUUUUUGAAACAAGAGGAAGAUAACAUACAUGGGAUUGGGCAUGAGAUUGAUGGCGAAAGUAAUUUCAUGGGACGAAGUACUAAAAGAAGAUUGAGCCGUCGUUCCAACAAGUAUCAAUCUUUGAGUACAUUGAAUGGGGGAAAUAUACGUACGGCUUCGACUGAUUCUUUUUUCAUUAAUGAGUUACUUAAUAAGAGGUAUGGUGGUAAAAUAGAAAAGGUACGAACAAAUACUAGCGAAAGAGUAAUCUCAAGAAAGUUUCUUCAACAACCAUUUGCUGUACCAAGACAAACACAGGCACAACAGCAACAGCAACCAUUACAGAAUAUUCAAAACCUGAAGCAACAAUCAUCACCAUCAAUUAUAUUCUCAACUCCCUAUUCUGGCAACCACAACCACAAUAAUUAUGGCACAGUCACUGACGAGAUUUUGACAAGAUUAAGCAAUCUUGAAAAUACCAUUACAAGGCGUACAUUAAUGUCUACAAGUGUGGAUGAUAGCAAAUCGGUUAUGAUGUACAAUAUUAAUGAAACAGAGGAUAAUGACAGCAAUGAGGGAAUCCUGAUCAAUUCGCAAGAAAUGGGUAGUUCAAGAGAUGGCUUCGAAUCCAGUAAAGACAACACAUUGGAGGAUAUUGAUCAAUAUGAUAGUGAUGAAACUUUUUGA
This is a messenger RNA of Candida dubliniensis CD36, 2328 nucleotides long. It is a transcript of the gene FGR29, whose product is annotated as Fgr29p. The transcript has a single exon. The record is from RefSeq and is a predicted model, not a curated record. Bases 1 to 2328 code for a protein of 775 amino acids. Lineage: Eukaryota; Fungi; Ascomycota; Pichiomycetes; Serinales; Debaryomycetaceae.